AUGUCUUCCAUUUACAAAGCACUGGCAGGUAAAAGCAAGAACGAUGAUAAGUCUAAGAAAGGCAACGAAAAGCAGUUUAUGAACAAGCAGCGUACGUUGCUGAUUUCCAGUAGAGGUGUCAAUUUCAGACACCGUCAUCUGGUCCAGGACUUAAACUCUUUGCUGCCACAUUCCAGAAAGGAGCCCAAACUGGAUACGAAGAAGGACCUGCAACAACUGAACGAAAUAGCCGAGCUCUACAACUGUAACAAUAUUAUGUUCUUCGAGGCGAGAAAGCACCAGGAUCUGUACCUGUGGUUGUCAAAACCACCUAACGGUCCCACGAUCAAAUUCUUUAUUCAAAAUUUGCAUACCAUGGACGAAUUGAACUUUACCGGUAAUUGUCUAAAGGGCUCCAGACCCGUUUUGUCCUUUGACCAUAAAUUCGAAUCAUCCCCACACUAUAAGUUGAUCAAAGAGUUGUUCAUUCAUAACUUUGGCGUUCCCCCAACCGCUAGAAAAAUCAAACCAUUUGUCGACCACGUUAUGUCUUUCAACAUCGUCGAUGAUAAGAUUUGGGUCAGGACGUACGAGAUUAGCAAUUCCGCCAGAAACUCUAACGAGUACGAGGAAGGUGAGGAAGACUUAUCUUUAGUUGAGAUAGGCCCCCGCUUUGUCAUGACCGUGAUACUAAUUUUGGAGGGCUCAUUUGGUGGUCCAAAGAUCUACGAGAACAGACAGUACGUUUCUCCAAACGUUGUGAGAGCCCAGUUGAAGCAACAAGCGGCUACGGAGGCGAAGGAAAGAUCGGAUGCCGCUGUCAAGAGGAAAAUGAGAAACAGAGAAAACAUUUUAGCAGCUGAUCCACUAUCAAACGGUGCUGUCUUCAAAUAA
Huiozyma naganishii CBS 8797 is the source of this 873-nucleotide messenger RNA. RefSeq names its product ribosome biogenesis protein BRX1 (gene BRX1). Gene Ontology annotation, molecular function: rRNA binding. The record is from RefSeq and is a predicted model, not a curated record. Gene Ontology annotation, biological process: ribosomal large subunit assembly; rRNA processing. Gene Ontology annotation, cellular component: nucleolus. Bases 1 to 873 code for a protein of 290 amino acids. The transcript has a single exon. NCBI's taxonomy places the organism in Eukaryota, Fungi, Ascomycota, Saccharomycetes, Saccharomycetales, Saccharomycetaceae.